Messenger RNA from Cherax quadricarinatus, 9392 nucleotides. RefSeq lists its product as uncharacterized. Gene Ontology annotation, biological process: regulation of gene expression. The record is from RefSeq and is a predicted model, not a curated record. Gene Ontology annotation, cellular component: nucleus. NCBI's taxonomy places the organism in Eukaryota, Metazoa, Arthropoda, Malacostraca, Decapoda, Parastacidae.
CAGUGUGGUGGACCAGUGUGGUGGACCAGUGUGUGGACCAGUGUGGUGGACCAGUGUGGUGGACCAGUGUGGUGGACCAUUGGGGUGGACCAGUGUGUGGACCAGUGUGGUGGACCAUUGGGGUGGACCAGUGUGUGGACCAGUGUGGUGGACCAGUGUGGUGGACCAGUGGAAGGUCUCUCACACAGCUCCACAUCUCUGCUCAUGGCUGACACAUUUCCACAUCUCUACCAACACCUGACACAUCUGACCCACCUCCCUGCCCCACAGCUGACACAUUUCGCCCCUGCCCCACAGCUGACACAUUUCGCCCCUGUCCCUGCUCCACAGCUGACACAUCUCGCCCACGUCCCUGUUCCAAAGCUGACACAUCUCAGCAUCCCUGCUGCACAGCUGACACAUCUCACCCACAUCUCUAACACACUAAUGGAGGAGAACAAGGCAACACAGUGACGAGGUACAACAUGGGAGACAACAGUCAUUCUUGCCGUGGCUUUGAGACACCAACUCUAGGAAGCGAUCUCUGGCCAAUGGGAUUCGAUGUUGACCUUGCCUUGGAUGGCCCAGGGGCUCGAAAAGGCCAUGGCAGCAGUUUGGGCUCCAGUGGUCUUGGGAGUGGGGGAUUAAACUCCCUCCAAUCAACAGGAAAUUCCUCAGUCAGCGGAGGGUACAAUGAUAUUCAUCAUCUCCCCGGCUUGUCUUCAAUCUUGCACAGAUUUGAUGAUUUACAUGCUGGGGAUAUAUUCCAAAUGACAGACCUUACUAAUUCUUUACCUAAAGGAGACAGUGAGACUGCUCAGAGUCUUUUGGCCAAGUUAGCAUGUCAAGAUUUAGAACCUGAAUUGUCAUCUGGAGCAGAUCCAAGUCAUAAAGAAUUAGAAACUUCCUUAUUUGACCAAGCUGCAAGUGGCAUGGCUCAUGGUCCAGGAAAUAGCAGUCAGGGUGUUGUUUCGUCUCAUAAAACACCCUUAGAAUCAGCUGAAGUGUAUGGGAGAAUGACCUGUUACAGCGGAAAACUUGUUCUUCAGCUCCGGCACAUAAACUUUAACACCAACUAUACCUUAAAUGUGAGUGAAUGUUGGUUAUGUGGAGAGAAAGUGAAUACAGGAUCACAGUUGUGUACCCAUAAACACUCGUUAAAUGGACUGUUUCAGGUUAAUGAUGAGUUUGUACAGAUGGACAUAGAUCAUUAUAUAAUUCCAGAACAAGCUCUAGAUCCUCCUGAUACUCAUGACAUGACAGAUAGUGUUCCUCAACAUUCUGAAUCAGGUUUGCACCAUGAUCUUGGUACUUCACGAGAUUUAGAGUUGCCGGAAAAUCUAGCAGGCGGUGGAGAUGGCUUCAACAUGAGCGCAGGGGGCCCUGCUUUACAUUAUUCAGCAGGUUCAGACACAGGAUUAGUGCCUCCUUUGAGUGCUGCUUCUAAUCUCAUGAGUCAAGCUAUCCCUGCUAGCCACAAUUCCUGUUUAAACUCAUCAUUUGGACAGCUGCCCCUCCCAGGAAUGCCCAUAACAAGCAAUCACAUUGGAAUAAAUUCAAACAUGCCUGUUAUGGCUAUUCCAGGAAAUGUCACACAAACAACACAGCCAGUGUGCUCAGUCAGUACUCCAGUGUUUGGUAUAAAUCAUGCAGAUCCUUCAUCAACGAGUGCGAUAUUAACAUCCCCUCAGAGUGCAAGAAAAAUAUCGAUGCAAAGCAGCCAAGCUUCUGUGGUUAAUGGUUACUCUAUGGGAAAUGGACUGAAUAAUUUCAGUAUAAAUAACCAAAUAGGUAAUGGACCACUUCAUAACCAGCCUGUGCAUCGUGAUCUUGUAAAUCGAAAUAAGCAUCAACUACAGUAUCACCUGCCUUUUUCAAGUGGAGGAGAAUAUUCUUGCCAUGCAUCAGCAAGUAUUGAUACUAUGGUGGAGAAGCAUAGUGAGGUGCCAUGUUUAACACCUUUGCACACAGUGUCCACAAACUUUGAUUCACGUCUACACAGAACUGACCUGGCUCCUAGAAAAACUGAAAUAGGUGCAAAGAAAAGGAAAAGCAGAGCUCGGAGAAAGCCAAGUGUCAUUCAGAUGCGUGAAUACAAAACUGAUGUACCACAAAAUGCUAAUGGAAAAUUCUUGAAAGCUGAACCUCUUGACAGUUUGCCAUUGAAAAAUUAUAAUGCGGGGACAAUGGAAGGUGUGCAUGUCAAAAAUGAGCAUGUUGAAAACAGGCAAGCAUCAAGACCUGAUGCUAGUAUUGAAGACUGGAUUAAACAUAAUCUUCCAGAGGGGGAUCUAAUAGUGACUGAUAAUAAGGCAAGAUCUGGUGAUAGCCACUACAAAUCAACUUUAGACUUGAAACAUGGAAAUAAAUCAUCUUGUGAAGUUAUUGAAAAAUCCACGAAACAAUAUGCAUAUCAUCAGAAGCCACGUGAGCCUGAUCAAACAUCUCGGUUAGCAGCCCACAUGUUAAGCAAGGGGUUAGAUCUCUCAUGUCGCUUGUGCCCAAAGGAUUUUGGGAAAGAUAUUAGAAAUUACAAAAUACAUAUGAAGGAACAUGGUUUAGAUGAAGUAGCAUUCUUUGCUUGCUCCUUUUGUACAAAAACAUUUGCAAAAGGCAAACACUAUACUCAGCAUCUUAAGACACACGUGAGGACACGACGAUUUUCUUGUCAGCUAUGUAGUGCAAGUUACAGUCGUGAGGCUAGGCUUCGUAGACAUAUAUUAAGUCAUAGUCGAGAACAUCAGGAAAAAAAACACAAGUGUUCAAAGUGCCCAAAAUCGUUCACUACAAAAGAAUAUCUUCAAGCUCACCUAAAAGUUCAUGGUGGUAAAAAAUAUAAAUGUGAAACCUGUGGGUUCCUGUGUUCCUCACUGUUUAAUUUAGAUACUCACAAGAAGAAACAUUUAGGUGAUAAACCAUUCAAAUGUGAAUUGUGUGAGAAAACUUUUGUUAGACGAGAUUUCUUGGAUAGUCAUAUGGAGCAGGUACAUAAGAAUAAUAAAAGUAAAUGUGAAGUGUGUGGUAAACUAUUCUCUAGAAAAGAUGUCUUGAAGAGACACCUUGCUGUACAUAACAAUGAAACUUAUGAUUGCGAGGUGUGUGCAAAGAAAUUUUCUCGUAAAGAUAGACUUGCUUCUCAUAAAAAAUUACAUAAGCUAACCUCAGAUUAUAAAUGUUCUCUUUGUCCUGUAUCGUUCACAAGAAAAAAUGUUCUAGAUAAACAUGAGAGAGUACAUAAAACUAAAGAACAGUGUAAAAUUUGUUACAAAUUCCUCUCCAAACAAAGAUUAGAGUGUCAUAUGAAACUUCAUGAGAAAAAUGGCUCAAAACUUGAUGGUGAAGGCAUGAUAAAAUGUGAUAUAUGUGAUAAAUCUUUUACGAGUAAACAUAUCUUGCGAAAGCACUUGAGAAAAAUACAUGGAAAACUCCCUGAGGGCAAAAAGAAAAUUGAAGCCGUGGAACGAGAGAAAAGGUUUGUAUGUCACGUGUGUUCCAAGGGGUUUACUCGUAGUUGCAAUCUCAGCACUCAUCUGUUGAAAGCACACAGCAAAGACUUGGAAGAAGAUGAAUUUGAUGAUCUUUCUUCUGUGCUCCAAUCUCCAAAGCUAGGGAGUAGUAGCACAGGUGGAGAUACAAGCUGCAACCCUUCCUCCUCGUCUGUGUGUACCUUUACGACAUCUCAUCAAAGUUUUUCAACAACCGUGUCAAUGCACAGCACAGUAACAACAUCAGGGCUUCCGGGGCUAAAUCAAGGUAUGGGUAACCCUUCUAGCAUUCUUCCAUUCCCAGUUACUGCACCAGCGUCAUCGCCAACACAGCCUCCACCACUGCCUUUGUCAUCCUCUCAUUUUCCUUCAACUGGUCCUCCUGACUCUCCUAUCAACUUGUCUACCGAUGCCAUCACUGCAGCAGCAUAUCUCUUGGCUUAUCCACCGUACCCAGGUCCUUAUUAAGCCUUCAUCAUACUUUCAUUAUAAUCAUUAUAAUUUUGUCCACUUGUUUUUAUUUAUCCAUUUUUUUUUUAAUGUACUGGCUGUUGCCCACUGAGGCAGGGUGACCUAACAAGAAAAACAUGUUUUUCUUUUUACAUUUAGUAAUUUUAUUUGUUCAUAUUAUACAUAAAUAUUGUUUGUGAUAAGUACCAAAGAACGGCAACAAAAUCUGGUGAAUCUUACAGCUAAUCUGUAAAAUGGAUUUUCCUUUGUUAUAAGUGACUAUAGAAGACUUGUAAAUGGUAGGGUGAUACCAAUAGGCUAUGGAUAAAUACAUUUAUGUACUGUAAAGAGCAUUUAUUAAAGGAAAUUACUCCCAUUCCCACAUCCCUCUCAUAUAUAUUUUGGCUCCCUUUCCUCUGUGCAUCUGUGUUAAUAGUUAACCCUUUCAGGGUUUCGGCCAUACUAGUAGGGCUUACGCACCAGUGUCCAUGACGUACUAGUACGCAUAAAUUCUAGCGCCUUCAAAUCUAGUGAGAAAAAGCUGGUAGGCCUACAUAUGAAAGAAUGGGUCUAUGUGGUCAGUGUGUGCAGUACAUAAAAAAUCCUGCAGCACACAGUGCAUAAUGAGGAAAAAAAAACUUUGACCGUGUUUUUGGAUUAAAACAGUGACUUCGCACUAUAUUUUCGUAUGGUAUUUAUUGUUGUAUUUUAGUUUUCCUGGUCUCGUUGUAUAGAAUGGAAGACAUAUUACAGAAAUUGAGAUGAUUUUGACUGGUUUUACAAUGAAAAGUACCUUGAAAUUGAGCUCAAAGUAGCAGAAAUAUUUGAUUUUUACCAAAGUUCAAAAGUAAACAAAUCAUGCUAAGCAUCCAAUACACGUCAACUGGUGAGUCUAAUAUUCUUUUACAAGUGCGCCGAUAUUAUUUAUACCAUUUCUACACUAAUGCAGUAGUCUGCAUAACAGUAAAUCUUAUUUUUUUUUGUGAGAAUAAAAAUUCAAAGUGGAAAGCAAAAGAAAUGUAAGAGGGGCCUGGGGACAUGACUAAUGAACAGAGGAAAUGUUAUUUUAGUGUCAGGAAUUUAUUUCUUGUUUAUUCUGGACCCUAUUUGGAAAUUGGCAUCUUUUGAAAAUUGUGUGAAAUUGGCAAAAUUGCUAAAUUUUGACCACUGUAUUGGAUAGUUGAAAUCGGUAAAUUGGUGGUUUAUUGUACUCAUUUGAUAGAAAAAUAUGGAGUUCUAGCGAAAUAGUUAUGAUAUUUGUCGACUAGUACAUGGGAAUUGGCCGAAAAUAGGGCUCAAAGUGGGCAAAAUCGCCGAUGCGUAAACAUCGUCGAGACCGCUAACUUCAAGAGAGCAUAAUUCCGUAGGUUUUCCAUCAAAUUUCAUACUUUUGGUGUCAUUAUGAUCGGGAAAAGAUUCUUUAUCUUUUCAUAAGAAAAAAUAAUUUUUUUUUUGAAAUUUGGGGGACCCUGAGAACAAGUCCUGAGAGGGCCUGUGGACCCUGAAAGGGUUAAUGGUCCAAUUUGGACUGAAACAUUAUCAGAUUCAAUAUCUUACAUGUGGGUUAUUUGUCAUAGUAUUGUGCCUUUUUAUUCUUGUAAAGGAAACUUUUUUGCCUCAAGUUGCUUAUUAGUCAUAAUUAGGACUGAAAAACAUUAUCUGUAGCAAAAUGUUUUUUUAACCCUUAAACUGUCAAAACGUAGCUCUACGUUUGCUCGCGUAGCACUCUGAACGUAGAUCUACUUUUUUAAAUUCUUUCUUAUGGAGAAAAUCAAGGGUGGAGCGCUACGCGUGCAAACGUAGAUCUACGUUUGGAUAGAGGCUAAAUAAAUGUCCUUAAUUGUACAUAAGUGUCUUUAUUCAAGAUUAUACAAUCAUUUACAAUAUCUCUAUUAUUAGUGCAGUACUUAUGUACACUUUAUAAAAUAAUUGAAACUUACUUUUUUUAUCACUGAUAACACCUGAGUUAUCUAAAGUACCACUUGUACGUAUUACUGUACUAGUUUAAUUUAAAAUGCUAUUGCUUUACAAAUUGUAUUAAAAAAGAUUGAGAAAUUAAAGGUGAAUAUUCGUAUAUUACAGGGGUCAUGCACUGCUCAAAUUUGCAAACCUUUAGUCCAAUGAAAUGUCAUAUACCAUUGGAAAAUAUACAGCAGUAUAUGUAUUUAUUUAUUGAUAAAAAAUCAGUGUGAUUUAUGUUGUACUAAAUCAGCAGGCAAUUUCUAGUUUCUUUAUUCAGAUAAUUUGUUAUAAAUGCAGCUGUUAAUAUAUAUUUGUGUUGCACUGCUCCCCAUUUGUAUUUGACUAAGGAGAGUCCAAUAUUUGUGAGUGCUAAUAUUGUAGUUUCAUUGAAAAGAUCUUCAAAUAUGAGUACUGUAUUGUAUAUGCUGGUGAAUUCUUUAUUUUGCUACAGAUGCUCUGCAUUAAAGAGGCUAAAUUUAUUAUUACUAAAUUAAUAAAAUGAACAACAAAUUUAACAAAAUAUUUGUACUUGAAAUUCAAGGCAACUUAUGAAAUGUACUUUAAGUACAGUAAUGAAUUGUAAUUAGUCAUUAUAGGGCAUGACACUUAGAAAUAAACAGUAUUGCACAUUUGCUUAGCCUUUGGCAAGGAUUAUUUUUAUUUUGGUACAGGUCCCUAUAUAGUAAAAGAAUUUAGUCAUGCCCUCUGUACUUUACUUUUAGAGCUGCUAAAGAAUUUCCUGAAAGUGCUGUGAUUAAAAGUUGCCUACUCUUAAUGGGUUAUUGAGAGGUUUGUUUGUUAUAUGGCAUGACACAGGCUGUCUUUGGUAAUUUGAAUUAUAAUCUUUACAUUUGUCGGGGAGUGCAACACCUGAGGGGAUUGGAGGCAUUCAUAUUCAAUCCAGGGAAGGGGAGCACUACACCAAUUCCUUAGAUUAAUGUACCUCCUUGAGGGGGCACUAAUACAGCAUGUUGACACAGUCAUGUUAACAGAGUCCUGAUUUUCAAAAAUAAAGCCAAAUAUGUAAUGUUUCAAUGCAGUUGCCACUGGUCAUUAUUGUUGCAUUAUAUUGUAUGUACCAAGAAUGAGAGCAGAGUAUUGUACAGUAUUUAUUUAGCAUAAGAUGACUUAACUCUUAUAUUGCUAUCUGUAUCUGUAUAGUAAACCUUAGACAGAUAGGCACUGAUGGUACACUUAAAUUAUGUUAUUUUUAUUAUAUUUAUAUGAAGUGCUAAAUGCAUUUGGGCCAUUCAACUGGUGGAGGCUUGAUUCUCCAGUCACCAAGAGUGAGACAGAGAGAACUUUUGCAGCCAGGCUUACUGCAUAUAGGAAGGAAUUAGACUGCCAAAUAAUGUACAUGUAUAUUUUAAUUUGUUGAGGUAGGUUCAUUUCCUUUGAUAAGCAUUGGAGAGCCAUGUAGUGUGUUAUAGGAUUUACACCAACUGAUUUAUUAACAUUUUGGUACAAUUAACUUUUGUUUACUUGAACUAUUACUUUUCCCAUGUCAGACAAAACAGUGUUUUGAUAGUUGGUAGGAUUAGUUACAAUGCAUUUAAUCAACCAAAAAAUGGUAAAGUAAAAUUCUUUAUAUACUGUACUUCUUCACUAUGUGAGUUCAGUGACCAUGACUUCAGUGAUUCUUGAGUUAUGUUUGAUAACACUGCUUAAUAUCCACUGCUAGGCUCCCAGAUUCACAAGUCCCAGAUGGUAUUAUUGAUGUGCCAGGUUCCCAGAACCACAAGAUCAUGGAAAGAUAUUAUGCUGUGAACUUUGAUUAUUAUAAUCAAAACUAAGUGCAAAAUCCACCAGGGUCAUACAGUGCUGUGCAAACUUUGAGAAUGGCUCCCAGUGUGCAUGUUGCUUUCAUGUUACAUGUCAUUUAGAUGACCAGUUUGUAUUAAAACUUAUUAAAAAUUGUGCAAACGUUUUUUGACUAACAGUGUCUAAGUAAAAAGGGUUUUUGCUCCAUUAGUGCAUUUUCCACUGAAAUGCGAGGUCAGCAUUGUGCCUGUUAACCAUUUAUCCAUGUGCACCUUGUUGAACACCUGCCUUAGUUAAUUUAGCCAAUUUUUAAUAUAAUUGUGAAUCAUGAGUUAGCACAAUAUAUAUACGCACUAACUCUUCAAAGAAUGAUGAAUGAAUUUGUUAAAAUUUUGAGUGCAUAAUAGGAAGUUGGGGGAACAUUUAGAUUCAGUAUGAUGUUACUAGUGCAUAAUGAUGAUUAGACUAUUUUUUACAUUAUUUGCUUUAUGUACAACAAAUUAUGAAUAAAUAAGUUUUAAAAAUGUCUCUGAAAAUAUUUCAGAAAUGUAAAAAAAAUUAUGCAAAGGUUUAAUAAUUUUUUUUUAUAAAUAUUUUAUCUUAUUGCAAAAGUGAUAAAUUUAAUAUAUUAUAAAAGUGAUGAAAAAUUUAAUUACCUCAAAUAUGGAUACUCUAGAAAGAUUAUAAGAAUACUGCUUGAAUAAACUAUUCUUAGGGAUAUUAUGCACUCGUACACAAGUACAAAGAAAGAGGUAUAAUAACUGGAAAGUUUUAUACUGUACAAUUGUGAUCUUUCAGUAGAAUGAAUUUAGCAACCUAGGGUCAUUCCCAGAAUUGAAAAAUUAGGGGUAACAUUUGGCCUCGUAAAGUGCUAAAGUUGCCAAGUAUUAAAUCAAAGACAUCGACUGAGCAUGCAGUUAUUGAAAUGGUGUUUCACUUAGUGUGAGCUUUAUCACACUAAGUGAAAACAGCGUGUUCUGUCUACAUCCUUGAUUUACUACACAUCAGCUUCAUACUUGCCAAGUACAGUAAAGCCUUGAUUUAAUGGACUGAUAGGGGGAUUAUCUGAGUAUUUGUGUAAUCUGAAUGUUAACAAGUGAAAAAACCACUGUAGUGCUCUAUAUAUAUAAUACAGUAAUGUACACAAAACUUAAGAUAUGCUGUAAUGAACAUUGAAAAUAAAGCAGAUUUUGUCUGAUUUUCAGAGGUCUGUUAAAUUGAGGAUUUACCAUUUAAGACUAUGAUCUCAGACUGUACAAUAUAUGAUUUACUAAAUUUACACUAAGGCAUCCCUCAUGAAAGAAACAAAAAAAGUUUGUGGUUAGGGUUUUUGGACAACAUACAUUUGACCACAAAAAAAUUGUGUAAAAUUUUUGUUUUAAAAGACAGACUUGCCUAGCCUAAAUAUUAUAGAGUAUGUGUGCAUUGAUGUAUGCACAGUACCAUGGUUUGAACUUACUUGGGCAACUGAUAUUACCACGUCCUGUGUUGCUGGACGUCAACAAAGUAUACUGUAGACGAGUAAAAUAUUUUUAUAACCAACUUACUCUUUAUUUUCAGUAUUAAUAAGAAACAUUUUGUUUUGGCCUAAUGGGCUUUUGUAAUUUAAAGUUAAAAUUUAAAGGUUUAGAUGAAAUUGAUCCUAUCAUUGUUAAUUUGUAAAUACCAAAAUAUAUAGUUUAUUAUAAAUGUAAUAUUUCGGAUUUUUUGUAAGUAUACAUUGCAUUACAAAUAUCAUUAAAGAAAUUAUUUGUU